AUGUUUUCCUGGCUUGGAGCUUCUGCUCCAAUCUGCGACACGAAAGACCUCAGUCAGCUACUUGAACAAAUCUUACCCGCCUUCAACACCGUUGCUGAGAGGGUCUGCGACGACCUUCGCGACGUUUCGGACGACAAAUUGGUAGCCAGCAGGCGAACAUCAUACACCCACUUCAACGUGCAGUUUUGUUCCUUACAAGGUGUUUUCGAGAAGUGGGACAUCGCAGACACAUUUCACCGCUCGUCGGAAGCUGAGCAAGCCGAGAUCAAAAAGAACAUGAUGAAGAUCCUCGAUGAGCUUGAAAAUGUCUUUCAGUCCCGGAAAAACAGAGUUGCCGCAGAGGCUUUCGAGCGCCUUGGCUUUGAACGAAGGCCAGAAGAGGUUUACCCAAGGCUUCGCGCGCUGAGCAGGGUACUUCGUGGGAAUGUUUCACGCGACGAUCAGUUUCUCUGUGACAUUGAUUGCAUUAUAUGCAUCCACAGAAAACGCGGCAAUGAAGAAAGGCUGGAUCGAAAACUGAAGGCAGCUGCUGACUUCUUUCUCAAUCUGAAGUCAUCCAUCACUCCGUCAGACUUUUCGUGUCCCAUCAGACUCUCAGACUAUCCUCUAAAGGGACUGAGGCUACUGGCAGACGAAUUAUUCAGGGUUUUGCAUGAAAGUUGGUCUUGUAGAUGUCACGUCAACCGGGAAACGCGACUCAAUUUGACCCAGCACCAACAAUUCCAGACAUCUCCUGCUUGGGGGGAUUCAUUGCCCCGCGAAGCUCGCUUCAGAGUACUGUUCUUGAAUGGCUACUGCGGUCAUGAGUGGCAAGAUGCUGAUAUUUGUGUCUACAAUCGAGAUCUCUUGCAAAGUUUCAACCAAAAAGUCCAAAACCGCUUUUGUCAAAUGCUUCAAGCUGUUGAAAUGGGAGCUCACCUCCGAAUGGCUGUGUACAGGCAAACACUUUGGGAGCUGCGAGCUGGUAUUGAUACCGAUCAGUCAUUCGUCCCUCAGAUACGCAGCGACCAAUUCACGUCCCUACGUGACUUGCUUCAACCUAUUGGGAGAGACAGGAAGUCUUUAAUAUCAUCUGCCUCCCUUGAACACCGUCUCAUCUUGUCGUUUGUACUAGCAACAUCUUUCUUGCACUUCUAUAAUGGGCCAUGGAUGCCGGCUAUUGAGGCCUGUGUCGAUCCGAAUAAGUUCGGGGCUGGAAUUCUCUCGCGACCUACAGAUCAGCCCGAAAGCAUAAAAGAUUUUAUAAACGAGGUCAGGAAACACAUUUUCGAAAAGGUUCUAUACCGCCUGCAAGAGGCUCUUGACAAGUCUUACCGUAUCAAGGUGGACACCCUUCACUCCUAUAUCACCGACAAAAAGGAUAAGUUUUUGCCUGGAUCUUUCGAUCACGAAGAUGAGAAUGAGCCCGAAAGGGUCUCCCACAGACAAGAACUUGCCAGGGCAUGGUAUCAACACCUCGGCGGCGUACACGAUCUCGUCUAUGGUUAUGAAGAUAAAUGCUCCUUUCUUGGAGAUGACGUCAAAAGGUCAACUCUAGUCAAAGUUGCUGUGCUUGAUACAGGGCUUCAGCUAUCGGAAGAACUCCAGGAGAAUUACAUUGACGCAGGAAGGAUCGAUACCUUAAAUUCUUAUUCCUUCGUCACUAACACUGGAGAGUCGGCGACCGAGGACUGGAAAGUUGACUGUGAUCAACACGGAUCAAGAGUAGGGCAGAUUAUCCUCGAUGUUUGUCCAAAAGCCGUAUUGCAUGUUGCAAAGAUUUUCAGGUCGAGGGAGGAUCUAGCGAACCCUGUCAUUGCAGAGCAGGUUCACGAUCGCAUUUCGAAGGCAAUCUAUCAUGCCGCCAAUGAGUGGAAGGUGGACAUGAUAGUUAUGUGUUUCGGCUUCGAUAAAUCAAUACCCGCCAUCGAUAAAGCCAUUGAUAACGCCAUCAAAACUGGUCGUCCCCCAUUGUUCUUUGCAGCCACCCGUAAUGAUGGUGCUAAUAAAUCAAUGGCAUGGCCGGCAAGAGAUCUCUCAAUCAUAGGGAUUAGCUCUGCCACUGGCGAGGGUCUUGAGUCCACAUUCAACACAUCAGAAGAGGAUGUGCCGGUGAUUUUCCACGCUCUUGGCGAAGGAGUACCUCUUGGGCUUGAUUCCUUUGGAAAACCAGACAAGGAUACAAAAUACGUGUCCGGGACCUCUUAUGCGACCCCAGUCGCUGCAGGGCUGGUGUCAAAUCUUCUGUCAUGUGUCCGUAUGGCCGUGGAGAUUUGUCCUGCACAUGACAGGCGUUUAUACGACCACAUACCAGAAGCAUUACGGGGAAUGAAGGGUAUGUUGAAAGUGAUGAGUCAAAAGAUGCAGACGAAACAUGCUCGUGGUGAUAAGUGUUUAGCUCCCUGGGAUUUCCUCAGCAUGGAACGGCUAGGGAAAAGGUCGAUUUUGGAAGAAGUAGAUGAGGUGUUGAGGAAGUCUUGA
This is a messenger RNA of Fusarium sp. VM40, 2460 nucleotides long. The record is from the annotation of a GenBank genome assembly. NCBI's taxonomy places the organism in Eukaryota, Fungi, Ascomycota, Sordariomycetes, Hypocreales, Nectriaceae.